Molecule: messenger RNA, 3206 nt
Organism: Atta colombica
Lineage: Eukaryota; Metazoa; Arthropoda; Insecta; Hymenoptera; Formicidae
Gene: neur
Product: protein neuralized
Exons: 4
Coding region: 199-2394 (731 amino acids)
Molecular function (GO): ubiquitin protein ligase activity
Source: RefSeq, a predicted model, not a curated record
UGAAAGAGAAGCUGAGGGAGUAAAUCUUGUCUUCGCGAUCAGUGUCCGAAAGUGCGAUCGUCAGUGAGAUCAUCGGAAUUAGAUCGUUCGUAAUAUCGAUUUCGCGCCGUUUGCUCCCCUAUUUCCAAUCUUCAUCUACAUACCCCCUGUAGUCGCGAUUUUUCGCGUCUGACUCGCGAGAGCAGUACGGCCACAUUUAUGGGGGUGUCCGGAGAGUGUGCGAUCAAGGGCAGCAAAAGCAGCCACCCCUGUCACUGCUGCAGCCACGUCGGCAGUUCCGGCGCGAGCGUGCAACAGUCGCAACAGCAGCAGCAACAGCAGCAGCAGCAAUCCUACGAGCCGUAUCACCAUCACCACCAUCAGCACCAUCAUCAUCACCAUCAUCAUCAUCAUCACGGCAAGCACGCACCGCCAAGCGCGUCGCCGCAGCACAACAACAGCGGCGACAAUAACAUCCUGGCACCGUUGCGCAGCAAGAUGAAAGUGCUCAAGAAACUCAAGCGCAAGAUGGGUCUAGCUCCCAGAUCUUCGAACGCGGGUACCAACAAUUUGCCACCGUUGACGUUUCACCACGUGCACGGUGACAACAUCAGGCUGUGCAAUGGCGGUACAAUCGCUCGAAGACACGAAAGUUUUUGCAAGGGUGUCACUUUUAGCGCCAGACCGGUGCGAGUAGGCGAGAAGGUCUGCGUGAAGUUCCUGGAGAUUUCCGACAAUUGGAGCGGCGUGAUUCGUUUCGGCUUUACCAGCAAUGACCCGAUCAAUCUCCGAAGUGGUUUACCAAGGUACGCGUGCCCAGAUUUGACAAAUAAGCCAGGUUACUGGGCUAAAGCCCUCGCCGAGAGGUUCGCGGAGAGAGAUACGGUACUCUUCUAUUACGUUACAUCGGCUGGUGACGUGCAUUUUGGUGUCAAUGGCGAGGAGAAGGGUCUCUUCUUCAGCGGCGUCGAGACUCGAGGUCCGCUCUGGGCGAUCAUCGACGUCUACGGUAACAGCACCGCGAUUGAAUUUGUCGAUCCGAAUCGCCAGCACUUCAACAACAUACGUAGGGGCGCCGAGCACAGCAACGAGGACAAUGCGCAGCAUAGUAGGCACUCGGCCAUGGACGACGCUAGUAAUGCCGGUCGAGAUGUCGAAAGGAUCAUCGUGCCGUCUAUGCAGAACAUGUCGAUUCAUCAUGAACCUGACGUGGAGUUACCCGGUCUCAGAUUUCAACCCCCUGGCGUCCUUUUCACGCCUCUGCCUUUCCACUCGACUCGGGGUAGGAACAUCUGCUUCAGCAACCAGCAGUGCGUGGCGACGCGUACGGACACGGAGUUCUGUCACGGCUACGCGUUCACGAGUCGGCCGUUGUUAUUGGGAGAGCGAUUGGUCGUGCAGAUUCUCUCUACAGAACCAAUGUAUGUUGGCGCUUUAGCCCUAGGUCUGACUUCGUGCGACCCGGCACGGCUAACGGCAGAGGAUUUGCCGGAUGAUAGCGACUUGCUGUUAGAUCGUCCUGAAUACUGGGUGGUCUCCAAAGACGUGGCGUCGAGUCCGCAGCCAGGUGACGAAAUUGCCUUCACGGUCACGCAUUAUGGCGAGGUGCAGAUGAGCAAGAAUGGUGGUGCGCCCAAUGUCGUCAUGCACGUCGAUCAGAGCCUUCAAUUGUGGGCGUUCGUGGAUGCCUAUGGAAGCACUCAACGUGUCAGAAUGUUGGCCAGUAGACCGACCUCACCGCCUCGGCAACGUCCGAGCAAUCCCUCACCUGCCAAUGUCAUUCAACAGCAGCAGCAACAGCAGCAGCAGCAGCAGCAGCAACAACAACAGCAGCAACUUUCGAAUCAUAGCAACGCCGCCACGGAAUUGUCUAGAUUUUCCGAGAUGGUGCAGUUCAAACCAGCGGUGGGCGGCGGAACAGUACUCGUCGUGAAUCUACCGCCCCAAGCCGGUUAUCCGACACCACCGCCGCCCACGCCACAGCCGAUUUACGCUUCCGCGACGCACAGGAAUUCAUCAACGCAACCGGUGCAUCUUUCGGCGGCAGCGACUGUUCCUGCGCCAGUUCCACAUCCUGGAUCCUCCAGACAAUCCUCGCCACCGUUGACCGGAACAAUGGCCAGUACCGGCUCGUCGACGUACGUCGACCCGGUGACCUACCAGAGCCUGGAUGGCACUCUGACAUCGUCACGCGCGACUUCAUCUCAUCUGCAUCAAUGGGGCGAAGGCCUGCAGCCGACGUUGAGCGAGUGCUCUAUCUGCUACGAGCGCAGUAUCGAUAGCGUGCUUUACAUGUGCGGCCACAUGUGUAUGUGUUAUACCUGUGCGAUUCAACAAUGGCGUGGCAAGGGUGGCGGUCACUGUCCGCUUUGCCGAGCGCCAAUUCGCGACGUCAUCCGUAUUUAUCGUUCUUGAACAAUUCGGGAGUGACCGAAGAAUGGAGAGAGAAAGAGUGUGCGGACGUCUUCCUGGUUCUCAGCGCCGUCAUCGCCACCGCCACCGCGUCCAUCACCGUGCUUCCGUCGUCUUGGUUUCCUUCCGCGUCGAAUCCGUCGCGCUUCAUCGCCAUCGCGCUUCUCGCCCGCCGCCUUCAUGAUUACCGGAACGAACAAAAUCGAAGCGGAAUUCGCCGCCUUCAUACUGCCGUAUCUCUUUUUUCUAUUAAAACAAACGAGGCACGUUCCAGCAAGUAAAACAAGUAGAUAAACCAAGAAACGAGAUUUUUCCCAUAGGAUCUUCUUGGGGAUUGCGAAGCGCAAAGUUGCGCUGAAUCGAAUAUUUAACUCAAUUAAUAUUUAAGGCAGUUUUCGUCAUGUUAGCGUAAUCGCGUCGUUGUCAAUUAACACAUUAAUGGGUGGACCAUGCACAAAGAAAGCAGCGGUGCUUUAAAAAUCGCGAUCACUGCCACCUCUGUCGAUCAAGCGAGAGCGCGUAGAUGAAUUGCCUCGGAUACGAACAAUAGAAAGAGAGAAAGAGAGGGAGAGAGUGAGAGAGAAUGAAAGCGAUAAAAGGCUGUAAUGUUGGUUAAAUUUGCUUGUAUAUCAAUAUUCUGUCUGCUAAUUUGUAAAUGAGAGAAACGUGAAUGACUGCGAAUUGUGUGAUUGUGUUAUCGACAAAAAGAGUUAUCGAUUCUAGAUAUUUUCACAUGCGACAUAAUCGUCAUUAUACCAUUACCAGUUACUACUAUCACUCUAAACUAUUGCUAUUCUACUACUAUUACUAUUACU